Hibiscus syriacus is the source of this 450-nucleotide messenger RNA. RefSeq lists its product as uncharacterized. The transcript is spliced from 2 exons. NCBI's taxonomy places the organism in Eukaryota, Viridiplantae, Streptophyta, Magnoliopsida, Malvales, Malvaceae. Bases 1 to 450 code for a protein of 149 amino acids. The record is from RefSeq and is a predicted model, not a curated record.
AUGAACAUCUUCACUUGGUUUGGAGUCCCUAGAGCCAUCAUUAGUGAUGAGGGAACCCACUUUGAUAACAAGUUGACUGCCAAGUUAGCUGGGGAACAGAGAUUACUAGAACUUAAUGAGUUAGAAGAGUUUACGACACAUUCAUAUGAGAAUGCGAGGAUAUACAAGGAAAAGACAAAGAAGUGGCAUGACCAAAAACUGAUGCCACGAUAUUUUCAUAUUGGUAAACAAGUGUUUCUUACAAUUCCAGUCUUAAACUUUUUUCCUGGGAAACUCAAAUCUCAAUGGUCAGGACCAUUUGAGGUGCAUUAUGUUUAUCCCCGUGGAGCAGUUGACAUUAACAACAUAGAUGAUGGGACAAUCUUUAAAGUCAACGGCCAACAUCUAAAAAUUUGCAAUGGAGCUUCACCUGUGUGCGAUAAGUCAGCUCUUUACUUGCAAAACGCUUGA